UUUUGACCCUAUAAAUUGUGAAGUGAGCUCAAACUAAUUUACUUCAACUCACUCAUUCUCUCCAUUAAAUUCAACACGUAAGGAUUAACCCAAGAGCACAUCAAUGGCGGAAUCUCGUCGUUUCCUUUGCACUUUUCUUUUGAUUCUCUUCACCAUUGUACUGUCCUCUUUAAGUGUCCCUGCAAUGGCGGCCGGGCGUGGUAUCCCCAACGAGGCCGCCGACAUCAACGGGGCGUCCAAGUAUGUGGACAAGAAACUCCAUCCUGAGUUUCUCCACGGUUACGACGGAACCGUGUUGAUUCCCGGGUUCGGCCGCGUAGUCAUCCCGCCCAAGGGUCAAAUAGUGGACCCAUUCAACUACAACCCCAUCACCGGCAAGAGUGGCGGCGGAACUGGCGCCAUCAACCCCUUCGAUGGCAUUGUAGGCGGCGGCUCCGGCUAUGUUCCCGGCGGAGAUGACACUCUCCUCCCUAACCCGGGUGUUGAGGUACUCAACCCGCCUGUAGCAGCUGGCGGCGGCGAUGAUGCUGGCAGCCUCACUCCUCCUGCUCGUCGCUGAUAAUUUGAUUAUUAGUACGUCGGGAGUGGUGAAUAAGAAGCUGUUGUAGAAGCUUGAAUUGCUUGCGUAAUACGGAGUAAUAUAAUGGCACGCAGAUUUGAGCGAAUAGUAUACGGAUGUUCGUGCAACAUAUAUGGAGCAUGAAAAUAAGCCUUAGAGUUGCAUGGAAUUACAAAAUAACCGGGUGUACACAUACACCCGGAUGUACGACAUCGGUCAUAAUGAACUAAAAUCCUACUCCGUGUUGGAUUCACUAGAUUCUCACCCGUGCGAUGCACGGAUCGCAAUUUAACAUCAAUUAUAUUGUAAUCUUAGAUAACGUUAUCAGCUGAAAACAUUUUAAAAAAAUCAUAUGUGUAGAUAUACUUGUAUUAAAGAAUUAUUAUUUUUGAAUGUGUAUUAAAGAAUAAUAGUAAAUGUAAUAUUAAUGAAAAUUCAUACAAGAAGUUAUAA
Cuscuta europaea is the source of this 1012-nucleotide messenger RNA. The record is from the annotation of a GenBank genome assembly. NCBI's taxonomy places the organism in Eukaryota, Viridiplantae, Streptophyta, Magnoliopsida, Solanales, Convolvulaceae.